CUCUAAUCCACCAGGACCUCCGAGUCCGCGUCCAGCAGCAGUGCCCGGCCCUCGGCGGCCAGGACAGCGUGUCGCUCGCACCCGCCGGUCCAGCCGCCGCCGCCCGGCCAGGCACACGCGACCUCACCCAUGGGGAACAGCAAGAGCGGGGCCCUGUCCAAGGAGAUCCUGGAGGACCUGCAGCUGAACACCAAGUUCACGGAGGAGACGCUCUGCUCCUGGUACCAGUCAUUCCUGAAGGAGUGCCCCAGCGGCCGCAUCACGCGGCAGGAGUUCCAGAGCAUCUACGCCAAGUUCUUCCCCGAGGCCGACCCCAAGGCCUACGCCCAGCAUGUGUUCCGCAGCUUCGACGCCAACAGCGACGGCUCGCUGGACUUCAAGGAGUAUGUCAUCGCCCUGCACAUGACCUCGGAGGGCAGGACCAACCAGAAGCUGGAGUGGGCCUUCUCCCUCUACGACGUGGACGGCAACGGGACCAUCAGCAAGAACGAAGUGCUGGAGAUCGUCACGGCUAUUUUCAAAAUGAUCAGUCCUGAGGACGUGAAGCACCUUCCAGAAGAUGAAAACACGCCAGAGAAGCGAGCCGAGAAGAUCUGGGGGUUCUUUGGAAAGAAGGAUGAUGAUAAACUCACAGAGGAAGAGUUCAUCGAGGGGACGCUGGCCAAUAAGGAAAUUCUGCGACUGAUCCAAUUUGAGCCUCAAAAAGUGAAGGAAAAACUGAAGGAAAAGAAACAGUGAUGUCCACCCGCUGCUUGGCCCUGCCCCCUCCCCUCCCCAGGCACAGAAACCCACGGGGUGAGCAUGCACACAUGUCCCAGGGGCCAAAGGGCCUUCCUUGGCCUUAGCCUCCCUCUUGUUCUACCCGCCACCUCCUCUCCCCCGCCCGCGGCCCGUGCCUCCGUGAUAAUCCCAGGAUUAGGUCACCGGAGUCCUCAAUAUCACCCUCCCGCGUAAGCUCCUUUGUGGGUUGCUGGGUAAGCAGGUUCCAAUAAAUGCGAGAGGAGCUGGGCA
Messenger RNA from Mirounga angustirostris (Northern elephant seal), 1011 nucleotides. It is a transcript of the gene RCVRN, whose product is annotated as recoverin. The record is from RefSeq and is a predicted model, not a curated record. The coding region runs from base 130 to 738 and encodes 202 amino acids. NCBI's taxonomy places the organism in Eukaryota, Metazoa, Chordata, Mammalia, Carnivora, Phocidae. Gene Ontology annotation, molecular function: calcium ion binding. The transcript is spliced from 3 exons.